UCCAAUCCCGAUUAGUCCUCGUCUGACCGCCAUUCGGGGAAUCUAUCUGCUUUCAGUCUCCCUUUCAUUCUCUCGGAGGACCUGCCCGCUCUUUUCCUCCAAGAUGACGUGGUUAACUCUGGUACUUCUUGGGUUAGUGGCAUUCAUUGCGUACUUGGUCUUCAAUCAGCCAGACUCGAAGGGUAUGCCUCCAGGACCGAAGGGACUGCCUCUCGUUGGCAAUGUGUUUGAUCUACUCUUCAUGAAGUCUCCAGAAUACUUCAACAAAAUGGCGGAAAUACACGGUCCUUUAUACAGCAUCCAGUUGGGUCUUAAACGAGUUGUUGUUAUCAACUCCUCACACUGGUUGACACAAGCUUUUGUCAGACAAGGAGACAUGUUUAACCAUCGACCCAGAGGAACAGUCCUCAGCUUCAUAAUGGGCGGUAAAGGUAUUGCUGAUGCUGAGGAUCAGGUCUGGCGGGACUCGAGGCGUUUCACUCUCCAUGUGCUUCGAGAUUUUGGGAUGGGAAAGAGUUCUGUGGAGGCAUACGUCAACAGGGAGCUUCAUGACUUCUUGGAGACAGUACAGAAAAAGGUAGGCCAACCUUACGACAUCCAUUAUGAUAUGGCUACAUCUGUCCUCAACAUCGUAUGGCACAUGUUCGUUGGCGAGCGUUUCCAGAUGGAAGAUAAGAACUUGAAGUGGAUCGUGGAUUCCUUGGAGAUGUCCCUGACCCUGGUGGAACAGGGCGGCUUCCUCAAUUACACCCCUAUGUUACAAUUUAUCGGCACUUUCUUGAAACCAAAGGCCUUCAAAGUUGGACUAAACGUAAAACAUCGGCUUGAUUAUUUCACAAAACUGAUCGAAGAGCACAAGGAAAAUCUGGACAACCCUGACCGUGGCAAUGAUUUCAUAUAUCAGUACCUUCUCGAGCAGAGAAAACAAAUAGAGCAAGGCAAAGAGAAUAUAACAUUUACAGACAACCAGCUGAAAUGGUUAAUCAGUGACCUCUUCAUAGUGGGCCUUGACACAACGGUAACAACACUUCGCUGGUGCAUGCUCUUCCUCGUCAGACACCCAGAAAUACAGGAGAAACUCUUCCAAGAGUUGGAGGCUGAAAUUGGCAUAGAUCGUCACCCGACCUACGAAGACCGCCUGAGGAUGCCUUACACCGAAGCAUUCAUCACAGAAAUCUUCCGUUACGGCUCAAUCACACCGCUGGCUCUUCACGGAAACCCCGAGGAAACGACGCUGAACGGCUACAGAAUCCCGAAGAGGUCCUGGAUUAUCGGAAAUAUCUACGGAAUUCACUGGGAUAGAAAGGUGUGGAAAGACCCUGAAAAUUUCCGACCAGAAAGAUUCAUUGACGAGUCAGGUCAGCUUGUGCGGUCUGAGAACGUCGUGGGAUUCUCUGUGGGUCGUAGGAACUGCCUUGGAGAGUCCUUGGCUAGGAUCGAAACCUUCCAGUUUCUGACGGGAAUGCUACAGAAGUUCAAGUUCGGUAUCCCUCCGGGCGACAAGAUCCCGAGCACAGAUUACCACUGUGGAGUUACUCUAAACCCCAAGGCCUUCAAACUUAUGGUGACAGAAAGAUUUGCUAAAGCUGGAUGAGCGUCCCUGUGUUGCAGUGAUAUUAUUAAACAACUAAUGUGCAUGGAUGUAAGUGUGAUGUAAUAAAUUCAUAUAUCAAUCUGUAUUAUGGCGGGUAGUAAAUAGUACUAUUAAUUCUAGGUAUGUAAUAUACAAUUGCAUAUCUAGAGGACACAGAAUAAGGACAGAUUAUUAUUAUCCUUAUUAUUGUAAGUCUAAAAAAAACUUUCAGUAGCAUUUCUAGACUUUCAUAUGGAUUGCCGAUGUAACUGUUAUUAUAUAACAAUUGAAUGUGGAACGAGAUACAGUUAAAGAAGUUAGACAGCUAAGUGAGAAGAGACCAAAGGGACUAGAAGAAAUUAAUAGACAGGA
This is a messenger RNA of Macrobrachium nipponense, 1945 nucleotides long. Its product is annotated as cytochrome P450 2U1-like. The coding region runs from base 104 to 1594 and encodes 496 amino acids. Gene Ontology annotation, cellular component: cytoplasm; intracellular membrane-bounded organelle. Gene Ontology annotation, molecular function: heme binding; oxidoreductase activity, acting on paired donors, with incorporation or reduction of molecular oxygen, reduced flavin or flavoprotein as one donor, and incorporation of one atom of oxygen; iron ion binding. The transcript has 10 exons. Gene Ontology annotation, biological process: xenobiotic metabolic process. NCBI's taxonomy places the organism in Eukaryota, Metazoa, Arthropoda, Malacostraca, Decapoda, Palaemonidae. The record is from RefSeq and is a predicted model, not a curated record.